AUGUCGCUAUUCACUGGUGCUGCCCUGGCCGUGCUCUUCUUGAGUCAGCCUGCCAUUGCCGGCUCUUUGAAGGACAUUGAGCAUGUUGUUAUUUUCAUGCAGGAAAACAGGUCAUGGAACAACUACUUUGGCACGAUGGCAGGAGUCCGGGGGUUCAAUGACCCCAACGUGCAGGUCAACCCAGAUGGUUUACCAGUCUGGUAUCAGCAAGUCGACCCCAGCAUGUCCACUAACGCCAAAACACUCCUUCCCUGGCAUCUAGGCUAUCGAGGUGGAUCUUGGCCCGAUGCAAUUCAGUGCAUGGUAGCGGGAGAUAAUGGUUAUACUGAUAACCAGGCCGCGCUCAAUCAUGGCCUGAACAAUCAUUGGGCCCGUAACAAUACGCCAUGGAGCUGGGGAUACCUCAAGAGGAGCGACAUCCCUGUUCAUUUUGCGAUUGCUGAGGGCUGGACGGCAGGUGACAUGUAUCAGGAAGCUCAGAUCACAUCCACCAACCCGAACCGUGCUACAUUGGUCAGCGGCUCCGUAAAUAUACCUGGAAGUCCGCAGAGCUCUGACCAGGGUGGACCUUAUUUGGACAAUAACGAGACUCCCGGCUGCGAUAAGAACAAUAUCAACUGUUAUCCUCUCAAGUGGAAGACCAUCUUCGAGUUUUAUGAAGAGGCUGGUGUCUCUUGGCAAGUGUAUCAGGAUGAUAACAACUUUGACGACAACCCUCUGGCAUGGUUUGAGCAGUAUCAGAAAGCGUCCGCUUCCUCGCCUCUGGCGCAAAAAGGGAUAGCGUACUUAGGACUGGAGGCGUUCUAUGAAGCAGCCGCAAACGGAACACUCCCAGAAAUCAGUUUCAUCGUUGGUCCUGCAGAGCUGUCCGAGCAUCCCCCAUACAUGCCAAAGGACGGAGCAUGGCUUCAAAAGAAGGUGGUCGACUCGGUCGUGAACAGCCCCAAGUAUAACUCCUCACUGCUGAUCGUCAGCUACGAUGAGUCUGGCGGCUUUGGAGACCAUGUCGUACCCUUCCACUCCCCCGAAGGUACUCCAGGGGAAUGGAUGGAGGACCCGUACGGCAAAUUCGGACAGAUCUUUGUCGGACCCGGUGCGCUAGAAAUUCUCCUUGUGUCAUUGGGCGGCCGUGUGUUCACCGAGCGAGCAGACCACAACUCACAGAUCCUGUUCUUGGAACAAUGGCUGACCGCUCGUGGAUACAAGAACAUUCAGACCGACCAGAUGGUGCACUGGCGUCGGGAACAUAUGUCCAGCCUUGUCAAUGCUUUGGAUUUGGAUCAUCCUGAUUACAGUAUCCCUCAUAUUCCAAAUGCCGAUGCGCCCGCCAUGGUCGGCAACUCGUAUGUCGGUACAUCCAAUUGCCAAGCCAAAUAUCCGGUUCAACGACCGCCUGUCCCGUACGGACAGCAGAACGACACCUCUGAAGCCCUAUGGUUCGAGGACGGGUACAAGGAAUGCGUUGGCUACUUGACCGAAGGUCGUUACCUGGUGUUUGAAAAAGCUGGUUAUGCACUCGCAAACGCCGGCAAUGCCACUCAACUGAGCAUAAGUCCCGCCGUUCCUGAUCACAGCGAUAAGAAACAGCGAUGGGUGAUCCACUAUUCGAAUGGCGAGGAGAGCGGGCUUUUCCUGAUCUCCAGUGCUCUGGAUGGUAAAUGGUUGGGGCCACGCGGUACCCUUCUACCAGCCAACGGCCGUGACCAGGCGGCUCAAGUUAAGAUCACCUUCCUUGGCAAUGGUCAAGGCUACGCGUUGGAGUAUGCUGCUGGAUCAAAUGAGGUCGGGUUAGGAGGAAAGUCAGGCUUCAAGGUGUGGAGUGUAACUUACCAUAACUAG
Molecule: messenger RNA, 1839 nt
Organism: Aspergillus udagawae
Lineage: Eukaryota; Fungi; Ascomycota; Eurotiomycetes; Eurotiales; Aspergillaceae
Product: nonhemolytic phospholipases C family protein
Exons: 8
Coding region: 1-1839 (612 amino acids)
Molecular function (GO): hydrolase activity, acting on ester bonds
Source: RefSeq, a predicted model, not a curated record